CUUCUGCGUGUUGCUGUGAGUGGAUGCUCAGCUCCUGUUUUUGGAAAUGUGUUCCCGCCGAAGGCGCGUUCCGCAAAGGUGCUGUGCUUGCGGAUGUUUAGAACCCACCAAGUGCUUGGGUCUCAGGCAGUUCCAAAGCCAGAUCUGCAUUAGUACAGAAAAGACUUAAAAUAGAAAGAACACUCUUAAAUCAUGUCAGCAGCAUACUUGAAUCAGUUGCAGCACAAUUUUAGACUGGCUUUGUAGGGCUUAUGCAGAAGGUGUUUCUGUUUAUUAUGAAUACUUUAUGAAUACUUUUUACUAUAUAAAUAUAUUAUGAAUGGAUCCACGUAAUUUUUGUGGUUAGAGGGUUUGAGCUCCUGCUAAUACUUUCCUUGCUCAAAGGAAGUAUUUAAAUAAAUGCUUUCCUUACUUCAAAUCCUGAGUUCCCCAUUCGUUUCUGUAGUGCAGCUCUUUGUAUGCAUGUCAGAGAAAAUACAGGCCUCACAAAGACAGCAUCUGCUAGCAUGGGUAGACAUUAUUAUCCCAUCUUAAAAAUGACUCUCAAAUUUUUUUAGGAAACACUUACAUUGUAUCACUUUGAAAAACCAUUGAUCUGUAUCUUCACAUGUAGGGUUUGUUAGUGUAUUUGCACAAAUUGCAUUUCAGCAGAUAAUGGACAAGUUCAGGUAUUUUCAGAAAAAAAAAAAAACAACUGGGAAAUGGGGCACUCUUGUUUCCAGUUUCUAAUAUGAGGCUGGUACAUAAAGAUCAGAACUGGCAUUUUUUUCUGUAUUCUGUACUGUGUAUAACCUGACAGUUGGAAGGAAGACUGAAGAAUACCUAAUGCAGGUUUAAUGCUAUUUUUGCCCAUUAUUACUGAAUGGGUAAUGUGUCCCUUGGAAUUUAGAGACCCUGCUGCUGUGCAGAUGUAGGAUCUUAGUCUGCAAAAAAUUAAUGUAGAGAGUCGGACUGAUUGCACACAUGACAUUUGGUUCUUCCAAAUGUAGACAGUAGGUAACUACAUUAGGUACUUGAGCGUAUAAGAAAAGUAGUGCUGUUGGAAACAGAAGUUUUUUGGUUGUGAAAACAUGGGACACAAAAGUAGCAUGUAGUAGUUCAGAGAAGCCUGUGUUGUGUAGAGUUUGUGACAGUACUAACAGUAAAUGGUUCAUUUUAUGGUCCUUUCAACUUGGUGACUGAAGAUUUUUGAACAUCUGAAGAAAUGCCAUGAGGGGAAGUUUCUUUACUCUGAGGGCUCCUGAUAGUAAAUCUGUAUCGCAGUUGUGUGCUGAAACCAGAAUUCCUUUGACAGAUUUGAGAUGCUCUCAAUUUUUUUUCCAUGUUAAAUAUGUGAAUGAAAGAGACGUCUGUCAAUCUUCAUAUGGCAGAUUGUCCCUUGCUUGGGAGCAUAAACUGGAACAUAGGAAGCUAGGUUCAAAGUUCUUUCUCAAAUAUCCCAGGACAGGUUUCAUUCCUGCUUCUAAAAGACAAGAGAGCUCAUUUCCACCGAGUUGAUUUAGUGAAAAUCAGAAGCAGGACUUUAUUGUGUAGUAAUUAGAAGAGAUGAGGAGAAAAGUCUCUUCAAAUGACAAGGGAAUUCCGUAUAAACAACUGACUGUGGGUGUCCCCAAGGAGAUAUUUGAGAAUGAGAAGAGAGUGGCUCUGUCACCGGCUGGAGUUCAAGCCUUGGUUAAGCAAGGCUUCAAUGUUGUGGUGGAAUCUGGUGCUGGAGAAGCUUCUAAAUUUUCUGAUGACCAUUACAGAGAAGUUGGAGCAAAGAUCCAAGGGACCAAGGAAGUCUUGGCUUCUGAUUUGAUUGUGAAAGUGAGAGCUCCUAUGUAUAACUCAUCUCUAGGUGUACAUGAGGCAGAUCUUUUCAAGACAGCAGCGACCCUGAUUAGUUUUAUCUACCCAGCACAAAAUCCAGACCUCCUGAAAAAACUUGCAGAAAAAAAAGCUACUGUCUUGGCUAUGGAUCAGGUUCCACGGGUCACCAUUGCUCAGGGAUAUGAUGCACUUAGCUCUAUGGCCAACAUUGCUGGUUACAAGGCUGUGGUCCUAGCAGCAAAUCACUUUGGUCGAUUUUUCACGGGUCAAAUCACAGCUGCUGGUAAAGUUCCUCCAGCAAAGGUGCUGAUCAUUGGAGGAGGGGUUGCUGGCCUGGCUUCUGCAGGAGCAGCAAAAUCGAUGGGUGCAGUGGUUCGUGGAUUUGAUACUAGAGCUGCAGCCCUGGAACAGUUCAAGUCUCUUGGUGCUGAGCCUUUGGAAGUAGACAUAAAGGAAUCUGGAGAGGGACAAGGUGGUUAUGCUAAAGAAAUGUCCAAAGAAUUUAUUGAAGCUGAAAUGAAACUCUUUGCCAAACAGUGCCAAGAUGUUGACAUUAUCAUUACUACAGCACUUAUUCCAGGUAAAAAAGCUCCGAUCUUGUUUAAGAAAGAUAUGAUUGAAUCAAUGAAGGAAGGUUCAGUUGUUGUGGAUUUAGCUGCAGAAGCAGGAGGAAAUAUUGAGACUACAAAGCCUGGAGAAAUGUAUGUUCAUAAGGGUGUUACACACAUUGGGUACACAGAUCUGCCUAGCAGAAUGGCUACUCAGGCCAGUACCCUGUAUUCUAAUAAUAUUAUCAAACUUCUAAAAGCUAUUAGUCCUGACAAAGAGAACUUCUACUUUGAUCCAAAAGAUGACUUCGACUAUGGGACUCUGGAUCAUGUUAUUAGAGGAACUGUUGUAAUGAAGGAUGGCAAAGUGAUUUUCCCAGCACCUCCACCAAAUAACAUUCCUCAGGGAGCACCAGUGAAGCAGAAGACUGUAGCAGAGCUGGAAGCAGAAAAAGCUGCUACUAUUACACCUUUUAGAAAAACCAUGACUACUGCAGCUGUAUACACAGCAGGUCUAGCUGGUAUGUUAGGGCUGGGCAUUGUAGCACCUAAUGCUGCUUUCACACAAAUGGUGACGACAUUUGGCCUCUCUGGGAUAGUGGGGUACCACACAGUGUGGGGUGUGACUCCUGCUCUGCACUCGCCACUCAUGUCUGUGACUAAUGCUAUCUCAGGUCUGACUGCAGUUGGUGGGCUGGUACUGAUGGGAGGGCACUAUCUCCCUCAUAACAUUUCCCAAAGCCUAGCAGUGCUUUCAGCCUUUAUAUCUUCAGUCAAUAUUGCAGGUGGCUUUUUAGUUACACAGAGGAUGCUGGAUAUGUUCAAACGUCCCACAGACCCUCCUGAGUACAACUACUUGUACCUGCUCCCUGGUGGUGUAUUUGUAGGAGGCUAUGCAGCUGCUCUCAGCGGUGGCUAUAACAUUGAACAAGUGAUGUAUCUGGGCUCAGGACUGUGCUGUGUUGGUGCCCUGGCUGGUUUGUCUACCCAAGGAACAGCUCGUCUUGGAAAUGCUUUGGGUAUGAUUGGUGUUGCAGGAGGUUUAGCUGCAACUCUUGGAAGCCUUAAUCCCUCGCCUGCAUUGCUGGCACAGAUGUCAGGUGCAAUGGCACUUGGUGGGACCAUAGGUUUGACAAUUGCUAAACGCAUCCAGAUUACAGAUCUGCCUCAGCUGGUGGCUGCUUUCCACAGUUUGGUUGGUUUGGCUGCUGUGCUCACCUGUGUAGCAGAGUACAUGAUUGAAUAUCCUCACUUCGCCACCGAUCCUGCUGCAAACCUCACCAAGAUUGUGGCAUAUCUUGGCACAUACAUUGGUGGAGUGACAUUCAGUGGCUCUCUUGUUGCAUAUGGAAAAUUGCAAGGUAUCCUGAAUUCUGCACCUCUGCUCUUGCCUGGUCGGCAUGCAUUGAAUGCAGGAUUGCUGGCUGCCAGCAUUGGUGGGAUGGUACCCUACAUGAUUGAUCCUUCUUACACCACGGGAAUUACUUGCCUGGGUUCUGUGUCAGCACUCUCAGCCAUAAUGGGUGUCACUUUAACAGCAGCUAUUGGAGGUGCUGACAUGCCUGUAGUUAUUACUGUCCUGAACAGUUACUCUGGAUGGGCUUUGUGUGCUGAGGGCUUUCUCCUGAACAACAACUUGCUGACCAUUGUUGGUGCACUCAUUGGCUCCUCUGGGGCCAUCCUUUCUUACAUCAUGUGUGUGGCUAUGAACCGUUCCCUUGCAAAUGUGAUUCUUGGGGGCUAUGGCACUGCAUCAACGGCUGGUGGGAAACCCAUGGAAAUUACUGGAACUCACACAGAAAUCAAUGUGGACAAUGCAGUUGAAAUGAUAAAAGAAGCCAAUAGUAUUAUUAUUACUCCAGGUUAUGGCUUGUGUGCAGCAAAAGCUCAGUACCCAAUAGCUGAUCUGGUGAAGAUGUUGAGAGAGCAAGGGAAAAACGUCAGGUUUGGUAUUCACCCUGUGGCUGGCCGUAUGCCUGGUCAGCUGAACGUUCUGCUAGCAGAAGCUGGUGUUCCCUAUGAUAUUGUACUGGAAAUGGAUGAAAUCAACGAAGACUUCCCAGAGACCGACUUGGUCCUUGUAAUUGGUGCAAAUGAUACAGUUAAUUCAGCAGCUCAGGAGGAUCCAAACUCUAUCAUAGCUGGAAUGCCAGUUCUUGAGGUCUGGAAGUCCAAACAGGUCAUUGUAAUGAAGAGAUCCCUGGGAGUUGGUUAUGCAGCGGUGGACAACCCCAUCUUCUACAAGCCCAAUACUGCCAUGUUGUUGGGAGAUGCUAAAAAGACCUGUGAUGCCCUGCAGGCCAAAGUCAGGGAAUCGUACCAAAGCUAAAUACUGAUUUAUAUUCUGCUCAUAUUUCCGACUACAGUUUUGUCACAGAGGUCACAGAAAAUGAGAGGUGGAAGAAUCUCUCAAUGUCCUAAGGCAGCUGGCUUUUGGAGAAGACUGCAUUGACUCCUAGGAGAUGUAGUUCGGUCAGGGGAUAUAGACUUUUAUAAAAAGAUGGGCAGAUUAGCCCUUCAAACUAAAUCUCCAAUGAGACAAUGCAUAAAAGAAUGAAAAUAGGUUUUUUUUAAGGUCAAUAUUGUGCUGUUACAAGAAGGAACUAAUAGCUCAUGGCCAUCUUUAAGUAGUUACUGACUUCCUCCUCCUUACUGUCUGUACUUCUGUCAUGGAAAUUCACUAAAAAGUACUGUGCCAAAACUGUAUUCAGUCUUAUCAUCAAAGCUAUUUUUUGGCUGGUAUGGACAAUGCAACUGUUGAUUUCAUCAAAACUUAAAAAUAAUUUCAAACAGAUGCAAGCAGAAGCAAAUCCUUGCAUGUCCCUUCGAACUCAGGACAUUCUCUGAAAUAGAUGCCUACAUGAUUUGAGAUCUAAGCAUAAUGCUCUUUUUCUUUUGGGGAUUGUAUGGAUGCUGUGAAUCAGGAACAUUUUAGGAAAGUUACUUUUCUUUAAAAUACGGUUCCACUUUUUAUGGUGCACACUUGUGUUAAAUGAAACACAGGAUAUCAGGCACUUGCCAAGUAGUCUUCAAGUCUGACAAGGAAAUGUACAUUUACUUGCACUGCUUACCUAUUUUAAGCAGCUGCUAAAUUCUCCAUAAUUUCCAGUCGAGGCCUUUUUAAGUGUCUGAGAAAAAGUAUAGUCCAAUUCUGCACAGGCAGAAUGUCUUGCAUGCCUGAUGCUGUUCACAGAAUUUGGACCACAGUGUUUCAGUUUGUUCACUUAGGUUUUGAUUGUACUUACUACUUUAGUAGUAGUGAUGCUUUCUUAAUAUUCUUGUGAUGCUGAAAAAAACACAUUUGAACUCUCACUCUCUAUUCUGCUCUUGUGUGAUCCCACCUGGAUUGCUGUCUUCAGCUCUGGGGGCCCCCAACACAAAAAAGAUGUUGACCUGUUGGAACAAGUCCAGAGGAGGCCACUAGGCUGAUCACAGGCCCUGAGCACCUCUGCUGUGUACACAGGCUGAGAGAGCUGGGACUGCUCAGCAGGGAGCAGAGAAGGCAUCAGUGACACCUUGUAGCACUUUCCAGUACCUAAAAGGGACCCCAGAGAGGGCAGGAGAAGGACUUUUCACAUGGACAUGCAGUGACAGGAGAGAGGGGAAUGGAUUCAAACUAAGAGGACAGAUUUAGACUAAAUGUUAAGAAAUUCUUUGCUGUGAAUAUGGUGAGGCUCUGAGACAGGUUCCCAGAGAAGCUGCGGAUUCUCCAUCCCUGGAAUUGCUCAUGACGAAGGCUGUAUGGGGCUCUGAGCAAUCUUGUCAAAUGGAAGGUUCCCUGCCCAUGGGGUUCCAAUUGCACCUGGAUGGUCGUUAAGGUCCCUUACAGCCCAAGCCAUUCUAUGCUUCUGUAUUUAAGAUGCUGAAGUUCAUUAGAAUUUUUUCUAAAUAAAUAAGCUAUUGUUUAGACAGCACAGAAACAUACUAAACUAAAAAUCCAGUGUUUUGAUUGACUUUUCACUAAUCUAAUUAAAAGCACUGUUUAAUUUCCAUAAUAAGUCCAGCAAUUUUACAUUAUGACAUAGAUUGCUGUUUCGUUUUUAUUCUAGUAAGUAUCCUUGACUGAAAUUCAAAUAUUUGCCUAAUAACAUGGAUUUGUCAUAUUUCCAUAAUGAUAUAGCAACUGUUCAUGGUGAAAAGGCAAAAUAGAAAUUGCUGUCCUUGUGUUAGAGAAGACAAACUAAUAUGAAGAAAGUCUUGAAAUUAAUCCAUCUUGGUCAAGAGAACAAACAUUUUUUUAUUACACCAUGCAAAGAGACCUCAUAUAAAAUACAGCAUUUCUUCUUGGCUACCUCUGUUUUUAUGUGAAGAUCACUUAAAACACAGAUUUUGAACAGGUAAUACAUUAAAAAUGUACCAAUAUACUGCAGAUCUAUCAUUUUUGCAGAUCUCUUUUCUAUGAUUUGACAUAAAAUUUUUCAUGCAAGCACUUAUAUAUUGUAUACUGCAGGAAAAGGCUUGUAAUUGAAUUUUAAUUUAAAACACUGUGACAGCUAUAUUUGAAUGUAGCGUGUAUGGCUUCUCAAUUUCAUUGUAUUCAACUUUUCCUUCAGGUCUAUAAAAAUAGGAGGGAAAUUGGAGAAGAGGGAAGACAAAGAAUUAAUUCUCCAUCUCCCUCCCAACUAAAAAAAAGGGGAUUUGAAGGGAUCUAACAUGCUAAAGCAUUAAUUUUUAUCUUGUCAAACUUGAAGUAUCCAGCUGCAGUAUGCAUCAUGUCUCUGUUCAUAUAUAGGUAAUAAAAGAUCUAGCUUUUCUUUAAAAAAUAGCAGAUGGGAAAGGGGGAACCCCUUUUCAUUUGUACUUGGAGAAAAACCCCAUUUUGUUUCUUUAGAUCAGUAGUACCACGGUUCUCUUUAACAUGCGCUUUACCGUGAAACACUAGAUAAUUGCUGAAGUGCUAAUAAAAAGUCAGUUAUUUUUCUCUGUUGA
This is a messenger RNA of Motacilla alba alba, 7286 nucleotides long. It is a transcript of the gene NNT, whose product is annotated as nicotinamide nucleotide transhydrogenase. NCBI's taxonomy places the organism in Eukaryota, Metazoa, Chordata, Aves, Passeriformes, Motacillidae. Gene Ontology annotation, biological process: NADPH regeneration; proton transmembrane transport. The coding region runs from base 1546 to 4686 and encodes 1046 amino acids. The transcript has 24 exons. Gene Ontology annotation, molecular function: NAD binding; NADP binding. The record is from RefSeq and is a predicted model, not a curated record. Gene Ontology annotation, cellular component: mitochondrial inner membrane.